Molecule: messenger RNA, 2878 nt
Organism: Leptinotarsa decemlineata (Colorado potato beetle)
Lineage: Eukaryota; Metazoa; Arthropoda; Insecta; Coleoptera; Chrysomelidae
Source: RefSeq, a predicted model, not a curated record
CAUCGCGUGAAAGGAUAAUCGCAUAUUGUUGUAAACAAAUCUUUAAUCAUUCAUAGUCAGUAGAUAGUUUCUCGAUGUGGUUCUCUCCUGUAGAGUAAAUAUCAUACGGUGCAAGUGUGUAACGUAAAGAAAUUUACGUUUUUCCGAUAUCUCCAAGACAAUUGAAGCGAUCAGGAUAACUCGGAUAUGUCGCGAUUGAAAUUUGUGAUUUUCUUGAUAGUUUUUGGUGCCACUUUCUGUCAGGACAUCGAGGAGUAUGAAGAUUAUUCGGAGGAAAAUACUCGCAGGGAAAUUAGACAAUACAACCAAGACGCUUGGCGACCUGCAAGACUUUCGGUGGAAGAAACCCCUGGCUGGUCAACCAAAGAGGAGCCGCAAUCACUCUCAGAUAUCAAAAUCAAAAGGAGGCGUCUGCGAAAACGAAAAAGGAAACCACCACUAGUAGAGGAUGGCGAUCCUUACCCAGAGAUACCACCCAGAAGAAAAGUACGUCCACAUGUAUUGGAGGAUAUGCGAGAACUAUGGAAGGAAAUGGAGGAAGACGCAAUCAGCAAGCCGAACGUGAGAAGGAGAGUAACGCCGGUAUACCAGCCUUCGAAAGAAAGCGAAGAAAAAACUGAUUGGCAUGUUGGUGCAGAAAAUAGAAAUCAAGCAAAUGAAGUACUGAAGAAACCGACUGAACCAGAAAAUACCCAAUCAUCAAAACCUCCGCUAAACACAAUAUCCGAUCUAAAGAAAUUGCUGAAGAAGACAGGCGGAAACAUCAGCCUUAGCGAGCUACUGCAGCAGAAAAAUCUAUCGCUGGCCGAACUCCUGAGCGGAAAUGAAAAAGCGAUAUCCGUGUUAACGGAGCCACCACCACAAGCCAUUGAGUCUGCCCAAAUGCCAACAGAGCCCGAGCAGAUCCACAAAUACAAGAGGCUACCACCCUCUAUAGCGCUGAAGAAAACUACAGAUCGAAACUAUGAAGUCGAAGCAGACUCAGUGGAGUCGCUCACUGCCAAAGAAUUAAUGGAGGCUCAGAGAAAACGCCUUGCCAUACUUGGUGCCAAAGAAAGUAAACUGUAUUCUACUGUUGCUCAAUUUGACGUGUUCACAGAAGCUACGACUGAGAGAAGAAUCUUCGUUCCAGCUCAUCCCAAAUACUACACCUCCAUGAACUUCAAACCUGACUUUCUUUCAGACCUUAUGCCUUUCGAGAAAUCUGCUAGCACGACCUCAACCACUACGAGUACAGUCUCUCCUAGUACAGCAGAAACGAUAGAAGCUGAGGAGGCAGCUGUGAAGAAAAAGGGCGCAUUGCCUACCACGAACGCUAAACUGAAACAAACGACGAAGAAAUUGAAAGAGGAGGGUUAUCCCUUCCCUUUCGAAUUUCCGAAGCCCUCGAAAAUAAGCCUGAACGAAAUCAUUGGUUUGAACUACGAAGGUGACGAUAGUGAAGACGGUGGAGAGCCUUUGCGGAUGCCAAUAGACAUAAAAACUAGCAUCGACACUAACAAGGAACAGGUUAGUGUAACAACUGAAAUACAUAGGGAAAACGUGACUCUUGUAACCGCUAGAGAGGAAAUUAUGGAAAUAAUGAAAGACCCCACCGCUAGAGACUCUCUGUCCCGUAUCUUGGAGAUCAGAAAUAUGACACUGCAAGAGUUGGUAGAGCAGAGGGAGCGCGGUUCUAGCCAGCUUCACUUAGCGGAUAUUUUCCACAACAAUACCAGGGAGCCGGAACCCAAAGAAGAGCCCCUGAUCGGACAAAUCAAUCCAGAGUAUUUUGACGUGUUCAAAUCGUACGAAAGGAAGCAGAAGAGUCUGGAUGUGAGGAAAGAGGAGAAUGAAGGAAAUCAUAUUUAUACUACGAUUGGGAAAACUGUAGAAGCAGUAACUGGGAAGACUGUGGAAGCAGUAACUGGGAAGACUGUAGAAGCAGUAACUGGGAAGACUGUAGAAGCAGUAACUGGAAAGACUGUAGAAGUUGUAACUGCCAAACUGGAAAAAAUGACAAUCAAAUCGACGGAACUGUAUCCUGAGGUGGAACAGGAAAGUUCUGGAAAUUCGAUCACUUUCCCUUGGAAGCAGCUGUAUCCAGAUAUAUUCUCAGAAUCUCUGGAAAGCGAGAGAGAUUUUAUAGACCCUAGAAAAAAAUUUAUAGAUGAAAACAGCAAACGUGUGGAGAAUAGCGACAUCGACUAUAUUUCUACUAUAAAUGAAAUAUACGACGCGGAUGAUAACAUCUUCAUGAACAUUCCUUCCGGUGUGAAAUCCGCACUUUUCGUCAGUUUAGCCAUAAUAGGGCUAUCUCUGAUCGUCUUCAUCGCCAUCUUGGUGAUACUCAGGUGUUUACAAAGAAAAACACGUGCAGCAAACUACUGCAGCAGCUUAUCUUCGAGAAUGAGGUCGCCGAUGAUUCUCCAAGGUCGUAGUACGGCAGCUAUCAAGUCUUUCAUGAAUGAAACGUUGGGCAGAAAGAAUAAUUACGUUAGAUCCAGUAUGAAGAGUGUGUCUGAUAACAUUUGGGUUGUCGGCAAAGAAAGAAAAGACUCGUUUUGAUGGUUAAAUGGCGUUAUGUGACUGUUGGUUAUUUAUUGUUGUUAUUUAUGUGAUCGCAAGUGCAAUAUUUUUAGGUCUAAGAUACUUAAGCUCCACUCCUAGUCGAUAUGCGGAUGUAUCGAAAAUGGUAAAAAACCAGUUUCCCGAUUAUCAAAUUGUAAAAGUUAGAUUUUGGAAUUGACUAUCAUCCAAGGAGUGUAGGUUUGUCUAUUUCAAUUGGUAUUGUAUUCCUGGAUUUCUUUUUCAAUCAAAUACCAAAUAGCUCAACACUAUUUAUACAAUUUUCUGGUAUUGUGAAAUGUUUUUCUACUCAUUUUAUUUAUUAUAGGAA